UUUAUGGGUGGGGUUUGUUCUUUUUCUUUGUUUCAUUAUUGAAAUACAACUAUUCAGGCACAGACUGUACAGUCGGAGUUACUGUCAUAAAGCUGGGUCUUUGUAUUAUUUUCUGUUCAUUUGCUUUUCCCUGAGCACACUGAAUAUGUUUCAGCGUUUCUUGGGAUUUGUUUAUCUCUCUGCAGUUUCACAGCUUGCGAGUCUCACAGGUGCACAAGCUGAAUGUCCUAAUCAGCUCAACCCACAGAGAGCUGUUGUGAGAUACAGAGGUUCUGUAGCAGUUAACUGUAGCACUUCAGUCUCACAUAAAGGGAUUGGAUGGGAAUCCAGUGAAGGAGCAGUGGUCAAAACCAGAGACAGUCUGAUCACAUGGAGAGUGUCACACCUGACAGAAUGGGACAUACGUCCUGUCUGCUACAUAAACCGUGAGGGACAGUGUGUAGUAGAGCUCCCAGUCAUUAUUUACAAGACUCCAGACAAUGUGUCCAUCAGCAUUGUGAAUCACACAGGACCAAUGAUAGCGGGACGGCAGUAUCAGCUCCAGUGUGAUGUUCACGAUGUGGCUCCUGUUCAGUAUCUCACUGUCAAAUGGUAUAAAGGACAGACUCUGCUGGAUCAAACCACCUUCACUGAGGAUAGCAAGACUCCAGUGAAUGUAAACCCCUCAGUCCUGAUCAGUCCAGACAGAGAUAAUGAUGAAGCUCAAUACAAGUGUGAAGCAGAGCUGGAUCUGGGAGCAGAAGGACCACAACCUCCUCCAAAAAAAACAUCAGGACAUCUUAAUGUUGAGUUGCACUAUAAACCAAAACACUCGAAAUCAGCAGAGACCAUCAUUCAAAAGGAUGUGGUCACGCUAAACUGUACAGUGAAGGCAAACCCGGCUCCUGUGUACACAUGGUACUCAGAUCAUCUGAAAGUGGACAUAAGCUCCUCAGUGCUCCAGUCCUCCACACUCAGUCCAGGAAACUACAUGUGCAACGCCACAAACUAUCUGGGAAGUGACAGCAAAGUGUUCAUCAUCGAAUCUUAUUGUUGUGAGAUACGGAGAUACUUAGUUGUUGUGAGAUACGGAGGUUCUGUAGAAGUUAACUGUAACACUUCAAUCCUACAUAAAGGGAUGGGAUGGGAAUCCAGUGAAGGAGCAGUGGUCAAAACCAGUGACAGUCUGAUCACAUGGAGAGUGUCACACCUGACAGAAUGGGACAUACAGUCAUUCUGCUACAUAAACUAUGAGAGACAGUGUAUAGUAGACCUCCUAGUCACUGUUUACAAGACUCCAGACAAUGUGUCCAUCAGCAUUGUGAAUCACACAGGACCAAUGAUAGCGGGACGGCAGUAUCAGCUCCAGUGUGAUGUUCAAAAUGUUGCUCCUGUUCAGUAUCUCACUGUCAAAUGGUAUAAAGGACAGACUCUGCUGAAUCAAACCACCUUCACUGAGGAUAGCAAGACUCCAGUGAAUGAAACCGUCACACUCCUGAUCCGUCCAGACAGAGCUGAUGAUGAAGCUCAAUACAGAUGUGAAGCAGAGCUGGAUCUGGGAGCAGAAGGACCUCAACCUCCUCCAAAGGAAACAUCAGACCCUCUCAACAUUACUGUAUAUUAUAAACCAAAACACUCCAGUUCAACAGAGACCAUCAUUCAAAAGGAUGUGGUCACGCUAAACUGUACAGUGAAGGCAAACCCGGCUCCUGUGUACACAUGGUACUCAGAUCAUCUGAAAGAGGAAAUCAACUCCUCAGUGCUCCAGUCCUCCACACUCAGUCCAGGAAACUACACGUGCAACGCCACAAACUAUCUGGGAAGUGACAGCAAAGUGUUCAUCUUUGAAUCUACAGGUCCAGGAUACUACAUGUGCAUCGCCACAAACUCUAAGUGAAGUGACAGCAAAGUGUUCAUCAUCGAAUCUACAGGUGGGUUAUAGAUGAA
Carassius auratus (goldfish) is the source of this 1926-nucleotide messenger RNA. Its product is annotated as vascular cell adhesion protein 1-like. The record is from RefSeq and is a predicted model, not a curated record. Lineage: Eukaryota; Metazoa; Chordata; Actinopteri; Cypriniformes; Cyprinidae. The transcript is spliced from 8 exons. The coding region runs from base 146 to 1876 and encodes 576 amino acids. Gene Ontology annotation, molecular function: integrin binding. Gene Ontology annotation, cellular component: membrane. Gene Ontology annotation, biological process: cell-cell adhesion.